This is a messenger RNA of Harmonia axyridis, 2047 nucleotides long. RefSeq lists its product as uncharacterized. The record is from RefSeq and is a predicted model, not a curated record. The transcript is spliced from 14 exons. Gene Ontology annotation, molecular function: protein binding. The coding region runs from base 19 to 1920 and encodes 633 amino acids. Lineage: Eukaryota; Metazoa; Arthropoda; Insecta; Coleoptera; Coccinellidae.
ACUUAAGUGUGAUGUUGAAUGUGUAAAAGAAAUAUGUAUUUUUUAAAAUGGUUGGCAUCAUUCCUCAUCAUUAUAUCAUUCAAACCAGUAAAGAAUAGUGACUUUAUAUCACUGAUAAGUAUCCGAAAUGAUAAUUUCUGCAUAACGAACAGUUCUUCUGCAAUGAUUUACAAAAGAAAUAAUAAUCUUCAAGAAAAAGAGACUACCUUCCUUCCUAGAAUUGGAUAUUUUUGUGAUUUUGAAAAUAGCGAAAAUGGAAAUUGCAUUGAUUCUUUCAAAGUGCAUCCUUGGAAUUUGGUAAAUUAUUUGAACUAUGAAAGCACAUUUCUCUUGGACCUUCGCUGGGAACGUUUGCCAGUAAAAAAACUUCCUUUUAAAGACGAUAAUUAUUUAUCAUUUCUCACUCUAGUAAAGUUGGGAGGAUUGAGGGAUUUCAAGGUGCCGAUUUCUUUAAAAGGCGAAGAAAUCCAUCUACUUUUGUGUGAUAAAGAAAAGGUUGAGGAAGCAAAUUGCUAUUGGUUCAUACUCCAAGGCUGGUCCCGGAAGUAUACAGCAAUGAGAAAAUGUAAAGUUGGCGGGAUCCUCCCAUGGGAUCAUUAUCCUAAACGUGAUGAUUGUGCCAAGAGGAAGGUGGAAAAAGUGCAUUCGGAGAAAUUCCCUCUUUAUUCAAGUAAGGAGAAAUGGAGUCAUAUAAUGAUAGAGAAAAAAGCAAAUACAAUAUCUUUAAAACUUUACAAUGAAAGGAAAGAAGAGGACAUCAUCGACUUUACCGAGAAAGAUGCGAAAAUGUUUGAAUUGAAUUAUAUUUUAGGACAUAGAAAGGAUGAGGAAGUACUUUGCAAAGUACAUGAGAAUAAUUACAUGCGAAGCACUACGGUUUCUGAAUUCACUCUGAACCGUGCAUUUACUGGAAGUGGUAUUGAAUCUUGUAUUUCUUUUAUCUUGAAUACAUGUUCAUACUGUUCAACUACAGUAAUAUUUCUGAAUGAAGGAAAAACAAAAGUGAUUUUGGAACAGAAUUUUCCACCGACUAAUGGCAUUUGGGAACACCACAAAUCGGUUACGAAUAUUUCCAGCAGUAUUUUUUUUUGGGUUAAAUUGAAAACUAUGUUAACUGAAGGUUCAUCUUCAACAGGAUCUGAAUUCUGGUCAUUCGAUAAUUUCCGAGCAUGCCAUAAUGAAGAAUACAGAAUAACACAAAGUUCGGAUGGUAUUUCCGAAUGUCAAUUGCUCGAAGAUAAUAAGAAAGUGGAAAAGGUUGAAACUAUCGAUUCUGUAACAGAUGACAUAAUAUGUUCAUCUCCUGAUGCCAUAGGAAGUUCAUGUAUUUCAUGCGAUCUAUUGCAGGAACGAAUCAACAACAAAAAAUGUGAAAAGUUGCAAAUAUGCGAAGAAAAAAAUGGCGACACUCAAUGUUUCUGCUCUUCGGGAUAUAUGGGAUCACAAUGUAAUGAAGUGUGCCCAAAAGGAACGUAUGGAUACUUUUGUCAAAAACAAUGCGCAUUUUGCGAUCCAGUGGGUCAAUGUGAUGCGAUAAAUGGCAACUGUGAAUGCCAUAAUUUAUUUGAAGGUCCAACAUGUCAAGUUCCUAAGAAAGGUCAAUAUUUGGAAAUUGCACCAAAAGUGGUAGAUCAAAAAGCAGACUCCUGUGAGAUACAAUGGGAUAGUGAAAAUUACAUCGGAAAACCCAAGCCAAAAUAUUAUCUGGUACAAUAUUCAAAUGCCCGUUCAUCAUGGUGGAAUGAUUAUGGAGAAGUAGAAAAUUUGGAAAAGAAUGGAAAUGUAGUAGUCGGAAAUUUCAGAUCAAACAAACAAUAUGCAAUCAGAGUUCUUUUGAGUGAUGAGAAAGAUGAAAUAAAGAAAUUGCAAUACACGAAUCUUCCUGCUGCAAUGUGUAUGACGACAUGCAAUGAUCCUUGAUCCUGAUUUAAAUCUGCUUCUGCUUACAGAUUGGAUUGAAGAUGAUAUAGUAAUCAAAACAACAUCAUUCCGAGUAGAAAUUCAUCUCAAUUUAACCCAAGAUAAAUGCCCAUUAUCAUCAUACCAA